Dicrocoelium dendriticum is the source of this 2830-nucleotide messenger RNA. Lineage: Eukaryota; Metazoa; Platyhelminthes; Trematoda; Plagiorchiida; Dicrocoeliidae. The record is from the annotation of a GenBank genome assembly.
GAACUGCUUUCCUAAGGGCGCGUCAUUCGAGAAUCCAGAAAUUACCCUUUUCUUCAUUUUUUGCUUGUUUUUUAUGGCUGGUAAAGUGGUGAAACAGCUCGCUGGUAGUGGUACCGGCCAGAGCUUAUCUGAUAUGAUGACUGCUGUAAAACAUACAUUGUCUGGAUCCCUCGUGGCAAAAAUUAUUUGCAAAGCGACUACAGAGGAGAUGAUGCCUCCUAAACGGAAACAUCUGGCCUACCUAGUUCAGUGCACCUUCGAACCUCGGUUAUCAAUCCCCGAUUUCGCCAACUACCUUGUCAGCAGAGCCCAACAUAGCAACUUGGUGGUUGUUUUCAAGGCAUUCAUCACCAUACAUCACUUGAUGCAGUAUGGACACGAGCGUUUCUCGCAGUAUAUAGCUUCGAACAAUUGUCAUUUCUACCUGCCGAGCUUCAGUGAUCGAACUUCAUCCCUAGCUCAUGGUAUUCUCGCAUUUGUUCGGCCCUACGCAAAGUAUUUGGACGGAAAAGCCGCCUCUUAUCGAGAAAUCGCGUUCGAUUUGUGCCGCGUCAAGCUUGGGAAAGAGGACAGUGGCAUUCGCACUAUGCCUCAGACCAAGCUGUUUAAGACUAUCCCUGUGAUCGAGAAGCAAUUGGACACCCUCAUGGCCUUCGACGCAACUUCAAAUGAAUUGGUCAAUUCCGUUCUCCGCGUGGCCCACUUGCAUCUGUAUCGCGAUCUAAUCCGCUUAUAUGCUGUCUAUAAUGAAGCUAUGAUAAAUUUGAUUGGUCGUUACUUUUCCAUGUCCAAACGGGAUUGCAAGCUUUCGUUGAACAUCUACAAAUCUUUCGUGAAACGGAUGGAUUCCAUGAACACAUUUGUUAAAAUCGCAGAGUCCUGCGACACCGCUCUGUCACAGCCCUUGGGUGCGGAUUGCAUCACUUUCCAGCCGGUUCCAUCGUCAGUCUUGGAGGCAUUGGAACAACAUUUGGUAAACUUGGAAGGUCAAAAGGGAUCCGACAGUCAAGCCCCUACAUCUCAGUCUUCGAACAAGUUGAGUGCCAACAAAUCCUCCUCAAGCUCCGGAACAUUCGAUAGCGCCCAUACCGUUUGUGAUGACCAAAUUACCGGUGAUCCAAUCACGUCCAGUCCCUUCGCGUUGACAGAAGCGGAACGACAACGCAUUAUCGAGGAGGAACGGGCACGCCUCGAAUCUUUUGUGUCCAGUGCACGAAAGCAAGCUAUUUCAAACACGGAAGCCGAAAUGCGAACUACGGAGUCACAACUGCAGCGGCUAUGCACUGACGCCGAUUUUGUUGAUCUACUUAACGCUUCUGAUUCGGAAUCGGUGGUACCAACAUCCUCCUCGCUGUCCGUCUGGUCUACGACUGACGCUCAACCCUCAUCUGCUGGCAACACUUCGAAGGCAUGGUGUACCGACCAGCUGGUUCAACCAGCUACCGGUACCAAGGAUUUGACAUUGCUUGAUCCCUUCGCUAUCGUUCAGGAUAAAACCACUCCUCCAGCGUCCACCACUGCUCAUCCACCAAUUGCUUCGGCUUCAUCGAGUAACCCUUUCGUGCAGAACGUGCCUUUUGUCAACCAGCCUCUUGUUUCAAAUGGUUUGUUGCCUACUUUUAACAUGUGGAACUGUCGCCCUUCGCAAUAUGCGCCAUUCGGCCUGCCUACCCACAGUGCCACAAGCUCUUCGAACCCUACUUCUGAAGCUAUUCAAGCUUCUGAUUUCCAGACCAAUCCCCUGGAUGCCAGACUCGCACAACUAGCUGGUAAUCUUUCCAUCGGUUCGGAUAUAAAAGCUCCUAAAGAUGUCUACCGGGCCCCCGAUGGCACCAUGACCGCAGUCAAUUGGACUGGAUUUGGAGCUCCAUCUAGUCAGACUGGGCCAAUACGUAACUCAGCUUCACUAAAUCAACUCACUGGACCCACUGUCCCUCCUGCUGCGAGAUCCACCAAUCCAUGGGCUUACAACGGAUUACCCACUUUCACAACACCCUUUGUUGCUCCAACCGGUCCUUGGAAUUCUGCUAUUGGUCUCACCGCAGGUUUCACUCCUCAAACUUCAGCUUCACUAUCAAGUGCCACGUUCCUUUCAGCCUCUGCCGGAUGUGCAACGCGUCCGACCAAUCCAUUUUUGUGAUCUGUUUGCUACUUCCUUGGAGCUGUAUGUCUCGUUGAGCAAAUAAUCGGCCUCCAACACCACCACCUCCGCUGCCACUAUCGCUCACCUAUAAUCUAAGAAAUGAAACUUUGACUUAUCGUUUAUCUUUUCCGUUGCCCUCUGGCAUUUUUGGGCUGUCACAGAUUGAGUUGACCAGUUUCCGUUAUGUUAUUAUAUUUAUCCAUUCCCCUCGGUAUGUUCGUUUCUGAGCGUGUUUUUCUCUUAAGGUCAGAUCGCUCCGUCGCCACCAACUUACCACUGUCUUCGCUUCAUUUGUUGUCCUUCUCCGGUUCCGUUGGCUCUGUAUUGUCCUCUUCUACUCUCAGCUCACUUCCUCGCCCCUGUCCACCAUGCCAGGUCAGUAGCACCCGCGAAUUGAUGCGUACCUUCCUUAUGCACUUGACAAAACGUUACACUCCAUUUGUUCCGCCGGUCUUUUCGUCUACUCACUGCGUCCAUGCUCUUCCAAAUGUGCUCGCCCCCCCCCAUCUCGAUUGUCUCUCAUUUCACCACUCUACCUUGCACAGAUUCUGAAAGAGUUGGUUUCGUCUAUUGGCAUCUUCUUAAUUCGGUCCAAUUUUAGAUUGAUUUAAUCAAUGAAUCUCAUUGUUGGUAAUUUCACGGGACGUUUCCCGUUAUGCGAGUAUCAAUAGGCCCAUUGCUACUCGG